GGCGUUCUUGUUUUACUUAAAUGUAUGAGCUAGCUAGGAGAGCACGCGACAAGUAGCAGGCUUUGUUCCCGGGCUCACGGGUAUAAGCUUAAUGGGUCAUGUGGGAAAGCGACAACCACCCUUUCUGAAAACCAUCUCGCGCUGCCCCGUCCUCCCAGAGCCCAAAUGGCCUGUCCGUGUGUGUCUGCGUGCGUGUGUCCGACAAUGAUCGGUCUAUGCUUUGCGACCCGAGGGCCCAAAUGACGCAACGAAAUGCAGGCAGUGCGUUGGACGCGAGACGACCCCGAUGAGCUCGGCCCGACUUAACGGACCGUGAACCAACCACCAAGCGCGUUGUUGCGAGGUGGUUGGUUGAAUCCGGCGCCUGCGUGCGCCCCGGCGUAAGCGCUGAUUGGAAGAACGGAGAUGACGGAUUGCCCUAUCCGCCACUCAGCGGCAGGGGGCUUGUUCGGGUUCGAGGCGUCGAUGCCCUUACGUUCUCCUAAAGUCUUUUCUUAAGUUGAUAUGGCUGCGGCCGGCGAGCUGCUGGGACGUCGGUGAGGAGAGGAGGCGAGGUCUUUCCGAGGUUUUGGCUACGAUUCCCCUCAGCAAUGGCGCUUCGGUCGGGGUUCUGGGAGCUGUUGUCUGUUUGCAGGAACCCCGGAUGUCGGGUGGCAGUGCUGUCGACCAGUUCCAAGCCAGCGGUGAAGCCUGAAGCGGACCCCGAAGGAAAUGAAGCUGUUGCCCCGGAGUUCACCAACCGGAACCCCCGGAAUCUGGAGCUCUUAGCUGUAGCCAGAAAAGAGCGGGGCUGGGGGACAGUGUGGCCCUCCCGCGAGUUCUGGCACAGGUUGCGAGUUAUAAGGAGUCAGCAUCACAUAGACGCGCUUGUUGAGCAUCGCAAUGGCCAGACUGUGGUUUCGGCAUCCACUCGUGAAUGGGCCAUUAAAAAACACCUUUAUAGCACCAGAAAUGUGGUGGCUUGUGAGAGUGUAGGACGAGUGCUGGCAGAGCGGUGCUUGGAAGCAGGAAUCAACUUCAUGGUCUACCAACCAACUCCUUGGGAGGCAGCCUCAGACUCGAUGAAACGACUGCAGAGUGCCAUGACAGAAGGUGGUGUGGUGCUGCAGGAGCCUCGGAGAAUCUAUGAAUGAAGCAGAAGCGUUGCUUGAUACUUGUAAAUGUAAAGCUGUCAGCUGUUCGUUCAUCAGGAGAGAGUCUCUAGACGAACCGCCAGCUUGGACGUCCUGUACAGUAACCUAACAGUGGAAUGUUAUUAGUAGUUAAGAUUGUCCUCUUCUCCCCUUGUGUGUGUUUGUUUUAAAUCCAGGGCUAAAUUCUUCUCCUCUCUCUGACGUGAGAGAAGUAUUUGAGAAGAGCUGUUGCCAAUUAUAAUUAACUAUUUUUUUUUUUUUGCCGUACGCGGGCCUCUCACUGUUGGGGCCCCUCCCGUUGCGGAGCACUGGACGCGCAGGCUCAGUGGCCAUGGCUCACGGGCCCAGCCGCUCCGCGGCAUGUGGGAUCUUCCUGGACCAAGGCACGAACCCGUGUCCCCUGCAUCGGCAGGCGGACUCUCAACCACUGCGCCACCAGGGAAGCCUAUAAUUAACUUUUGAGGAAAAAUGUUUAUAAGUUAAAGAAUAAAGGUAUAUUGUGAACUCUUA
Molecule: messenger RNA, 1643 nt
Organism: Orcinus orca (killer whale)
Lineage: Eukaryota; Metazoa; Chordata; Mammalia; Artiodactyla; Delphinidae
Gene: MRPL18
Product: mitochondrial ribosomal protein L18
Exons: 4
Coding region: 591-1133 (180 amino acids)
Biological process (GO): translation
Cellular component (GO): ribosome; mitochondrion
Molecular function (GO): structural constituent of ribosome; 5S rRNA binding
Source: RefSeq, a predicted model, not a curated record